Mercenaria mercenaria is the source of this 2198-nucleotide messenger RNA. RefSeq lists its product as uncharacterized. NCBI's taxonomy places the organism in Eukaryota, Metazoa, Mollusca, Bivalvia, Venerida, Veneridae. The coding region runs from base 310 to 1326 and encodes 338 amino acids. The record is from RefSeq and is a predicted model, not a curated record. The transcript has 5 exons.
UAUGAAGCACUGGGAAGUCAGUAAAGCAGAGUAAUGAUAGCGAUAUUCUAAGUCCAUUUACAUGAUUGAUUUUCCUGUCUGUGGAAUUAAGGACGUGUAUAUCAACAGUACAUGAAUUGAAUGAAGCAUUAAAGAGUGAAUGGUUGAUCAAGGUUCGAUAAACUCGAUAUGUCACUUCAAAAAGAUGCAACAUUGAAUCUGAACAUUUAGGAAAAGAAGAAAACAAAACUUGCCAUUUGGAAUUACUAGAAGCCACACUAAAGAUGAAAAUCCUAAUCUCAACACUAUAUCUAUGAAUCGUCAUUGAAAAUGCCAUCAAGAAUAUGCUACCUUAAUCUGACAAUACUGUGUUUAUUCUUAUCAUUUGGUGCGCAGCUGAUUGGGUUUUCUGUCCCAGGAUGGCUCCAUAUCAUUAUUUAUCCAUCUCAAUAUACUAAUGAAAAUACAGUAAGUCAAAACUUUGCUCUGUGGUAUGCUGUUAUAUGUUGGGAUGGAAUGUGCCGUACAAAAUCUUACACGCAGUUAAAGGAAGAUAGAAUUGACGUAGCUGAUGACAAAUACGGGUUUCACCACACCCAAGACCUCCCAGAUUAUGACUUCACGGCAAGAUAUUCACGAUUUCAGUUUUCAAGGCUUCUUGAAUUCCAGAUUGAAGCAGUUUGUGCUUUGGUGAUUGUACUGCUAGGGCUUAUUCUUAUGAGAACGCAGAAGAAAAGGCUUUUGCAUUACAUGUCAGGAAAACGUGAAGAAGAACCAAAACAGUCCACAUAUUGUAUGGUAUUCUGUUAUGCAGUUGUUUCAGGUGGUCUUAUUCUGGUUCCAGCCUCCCAGUUUAUAGGUGUCAAUGAAGACCUUGUUACUGAUAACUUUAAACUUGGAAUGCCAUAUGCACUUAUCUGUUCCGGGUCGGGCGGACUUUUGGCGCUUUUUUCGUGUUUACUUAUAGUUAGAACAAUGUGUAAGUCGGUGACAACGAGUGAUAUUUAUAACAGCGAAAGUAAUGGUGAAGGUUUGAACGAUACUACAAAUGUAGGUCACCAACUUGUCCCUCUUGUACCGCUUGAGACUCAAUCGUCCGGUAUGGGAUAUGUUGAUCCAGUUGUACCUGGAUAUGAGCCAUCUUAUGGCAACGUAUCCAGCAGGACAAUUGUAACAAUAUCGAAUUCAGAGGAAAGAAAUGGAAGCCGAUAUACAGAGGGAAGAGGACGUGUUGAAAGAGAUGAAGGUGCAAUAAAUAGUCACAAUUCAGGGUAUAGUCAAAAUUAUGAACAACCGCCUCCGUCCUACGAGGAAUGUAUGAAACAUUAUUGUAACCCACCUUGGUGAAAUUAUCGAAAAUUGUCUUUCAAAAAAUGUAUUUGGUGUGUACAAUGAUUGAAAACAAUAUCCUCAUAUGUUGACACACAAAAUGUACUUAUUGUACAGAAUGUUAUUAAUUUACAAACAUUGUCUUGGUAUUCCUACCCAUAGAAAAUAGAUGAAAACAAUCUUUGAAAAUUCUAAACAGUCUUUUGUAUUCAAGAUCAAAAUCUAGUAUUCAUCAUUAAAUAGAACAAAAAAAAAGGUUUUUCUUACUGUUUGAGGAAAACAACUGUAUGUGCUAAAAAUAAAGGUGUAUCGUACUAAUAAUGUUUACCUUGGUUCAUACUUUUGGACCACGCUGCAGUCACGCCAUUUGACGUAGUUUUGAGCUUUGGACUAACUGUGGCAUCUAAAAAUGUCUUUCAAUUUAAUGCUUUAUGUUUACCAUUGAUGUGGAUAUCUGAAUCAUUUAGUUUUCAACUUUCAACAUAAUUUCGUGAGGUCAUAUUAAUUCAAUAAAACAUAAAAACGAAGUUAAAAUUGUUCUUUACCACAGUUUCCAGCUGAAACCGAAUUUAUGUAGUAUAAUAUUUGUAUUGUUGUCAGUACAUUUUUUAUCUAUAAAAGUUACUCAUUGUAGUAUAUUGAGACAAGCUGUCCAUAAUACCUCUAAAUUAUGUCCAUCCCAGAGACUUUCAUCCAUUUAUAUGCACACCUUUAUCCUAUUUAUCAAAAUGUUAUUGAUAUAGAUAUGAUGCUUGACACUAGAAACUAUAUAGUUUAUGUGAAAAAACUUCUGUGACAUAGACAACAUUUGGCAAGUUCGCAUAAAAAGUAAUGCCAACAAUACCAUUCUGUUAAAAGUUGGAAAUGUAUGAAAUUAAAUAAAAAUAUAA